This is a messenger RNA of Mercenaria mercenaria, 390 nucleotides long. RefSeq lists its product as uncharacterized. NCBI's taxonomy places the organism in Eukaryota, Metazoa, Mollusca, Bivalvia, Venerida, Veneridae. The transcript has 2 exons. The coding region runs from base 1 to 390 and encodes 129 amino acids. The record is from RefSeq and is a predicted model, not a curated record.
AUGGGAGAGAAGGAUUGGGACAAAGACAUCAGCAACCCUGAGAACAGACAUCGUGCUGUGUCUCUAAAGAAGGUGAUACUGGUGGAACUGACUGUGCCCUGGGAGGAGAGAACAGAAGAAGUGUUUGAACGUAAGUCAGCCAAGUACCAAGACCUGGCAAAUGCAUGCAACAAAGCGGGAUUGAAAACACAAGUAUUCCCGGUAGAGGUUGGCUGUAGAGGAUUCCCAGCCCAGUCACUAUGGAUAAAGCUUGGCUCAUUGGGCAUCAAAGGGAAAGUAAGGAAAGCCGCAGCCCAUGCAGUAGGAAAAGCUGCCGAGAGAGCGUCCAGUUGGCUCUGGUUACGCCGAAAUGAUAAGGAAUGGCAGCCGUCGUGGACAAGCAGUCCCUGA